Messenger RNA from Aspergillus homomorphus CBS 101889, 1350 nucleotides. RefSeq lists its product as uncharacterized. The coding region runs from base 1 to 1350 and encodes 449 amino acids. The record is from RefSeq and is a predicted model, not a curated record. The transcript has 2 exons. Lineage: Eukaryota; Fungi; Ascomycota; Eurotiomycetes; Eurotiales; Aspergillaceae.
AUGUUUCUGGACUCAUUACCUGUUGAGCUAGUCAACUCUAUUUGCCAUCACCUGCAACGAGCAGACUGUUGUUCCCUUCGCUUGUCAUGUAGGGCCUGUUACGCCAAGUCGCGGACAGCGUUUGCGGCUCGGUACAUGAAGCAGAUCAAUGUCCUCACCACAGAAGAAGGCUUUCGACGACUGAAUGACAUUGCCUCUCAUGAUCUCUUUCGAAAGCAGGUGGAAGAAAUAUGCAUUGUUCCGGACGUGUUUCGGUUUCAGUACAAACUAAUUUAUGCGAACCUUGAGGUGGAUGGCGAACACGCAGGCUGUCAGGAAUCAUGGACCUCCAAGGAAGAGAAAGCGAAGUUCAUCACGUACGAGGCUGCCGUUGCGUAUAAUGUCCGGCUUGUGCAAACGGACCUACUUUUCGAGAUCCUCGCGAGUUGCUUCAAGAGAUUCGGCAAACUAAGCGUGGUCGGCAUGGAACGCCCUCCUGUCAAUUCCUUCGGCGGCUUCAAGGCCUACUAUGGCUAUAUUCGAAGCCUUCGACGCAAGCAGACUCAAACACAUUGCCAUUUCCCUUGGAAACCCUAUAGUAUGCGGGCGGUGGUCUUCUCAGCAAUCCUCAAAGCCUUAGCCGCUUCAGACGUCCAGAUCAAAGGCUUGUCCACCUGCAGCGCAGGCAUGCGAAAGCGCCGCUGCGGGGGCUUGGUACUCAAAAGCCUCACGGUACCUGAAAGCCAGCAAAUCGCAUUGUCCUCCAACUUCCGAGACUUGCAGAGCCUCCAUCUCUGCAGUCAUCAUGAGGAAGAAGCCAUGCAUCCCGCGUUCGAGUUCCUCCUCCGUCUGCUUCUCACCACUCCACCGAGCCUUACGGCUCUCGAACUCUCAAGCUGGACUUCGGGACUCGUGCGGGACCCCAAGCUCUUCCUUCAGCUCUCCGAGACCAUCUCCUUCACCCGCUUAUCCAAACUUGAUCUCCACUCGAUCGAUAUCACACAGGCCAGUCUAGCAGCCUUCCUUCGCACCGCCGGCCCGACAUUGCAGACCUUGACCCUCAUGUGGGUCAAUUUCACGGAUCUACUCCGGCCCACCAGUAAUGCGCAGGCCUACAAUGACGAGCUCGCGGGCCUCUGGCGGCGAAUUGACGACACCCUGCGUGAAGCCCUCACCGCGAUCCGAUCCCUGUCGCUGACGGAGAUCACCCACCAGCGACGUAUCCUGCGCCUGGUGGGUCCGAUUGAUGAAGUCGGAAGCAGCAGCAGGAUAAUCGAUGGGGACGAAAUUAAAUGGGCUGCUGAUCAGGAUCAGGUCUCGUUUGCAUCGUGGAUCGGUCAGGUCGGACUCGAUACGAGUGCACCACACUGA